UAACGCGAUGUCUUCAGUUCGUAUUCGAGAAACUAUUGUUGAGUGUCUUGAAGAAAUUCAAACUAAUAGAGGAGAAAAUCAGCGGAAGAAAGCCCUCCAAACUUUGAUUACAAUCACCAAAGUUAGCCCACAGAACAGGAACUUAUUAGCACAAACAGAUGGUGCCAUUUCUAUCAUUCUGUCCUUGUUUAAGUCAUGCUCCCCUGAUGUUGAAACUCUGGCUUUAUCCAUCUUAUUCAACCUCUCCCUCAAUCCCAAUCUGAAGCAUUCGUUGGCUGAUAUGAAAAACAUAAUGUCCCUAAACUCCUUGAUCCUUUCACCUGCUUCGGUAGAAUCUAGCAAACUAGCAGCUUCUUUGCUGUGUAGUUUAGCAAUGUUGGACAAAAACAAGGCGAAGUUUGGAGUUGCCGGCACCAUUCAAGUUUUAAUUCAUGCGAUUUCUUCAGGUUUAGGCCAUCCGGCUUGCCAUCAUCUACUUAGUUCUCUUGCUGAACUUGUGCAAUUUCAUGGCAACUGUAUUGUGGCAGUACGUUCAGGGGCCAUUCCGAUGCUGAUUAGAGUAGUAAAGAACGGGGAAGGGGAGGAUCUCGCGGGCACUUCCCUCACGAUUUUGAGCCUGUUGUCGAGGUUUGAAGAGGGAUUGAAUGCUUUGAGAAUGAGUGACGAAAUAUUGAACAUUGUGCUUGGGGUUUUGAAAGAAGGAAGCAUGUUGAGUAAGGAAGGCGCUGUUGUUAUUCUUCUGAGGUUGUUUGAAGAGAGUGAAGGAUGCAUACUGAACGCGCUACGAUUGCCCGAAAUCAUGACUGUAUUGGCUGAUGUUUCUGUGAGAGGAUCUGCUGUAGCUAGACAGAAGGCUGGUUUGUUGAUGAAGAAAAUGAUGGAGGCAAAUUUGGAUGGCUACGUACGUUGA
This is a messenger RNA of Oldenlandia corymbosa var. corymbosa, 910 nucleotides long. NCBI's taxonomy places the organism in Eukaryota, Viridiplantae, Streptophyta, Magnoliopsida, Gentianales, Rubiaceae. The record is from the annotation of a GenBank genome assembly.